GGGACAAGGAACUGAAGAUUUGCUCUUCACAACUGUAGAGACUUCGAACUUGUCUUUGCGUCUUGCUGCGGGCUCAAUGAAGUUCCAGAGUAAAUAAGUUUCCCUCAUCCCUUUACGCCAUUGAAUUACAAAUCCUGUAAAUUCGUCACAUGGUCAUAAUGCACCAGGUUGUUGCGAUCGCGCCAUAGAAAUUUCGGCAUCCAUCCCGGUAGCUCGCCAUGUACUCGAGAUAUAUCCCGCCAAAGAGCACCCCGUCUCAGGGGAAGGCGCCAGCGGCGUCUCCAGCACCUCCUGAACCUAUCCAGCCCAAGGCUGCUCUGCCAAUCCCGAUCUCUUACAGCAGAUACAUUCCUCCCCAAAAACCAAGUGCGCCCACGAAGCAGCACCUGCACUUCGACGAUGCGGAGGGCGAAGUUGAUCCGAUCGUAGCCGAUCGGCCACCCACGAAGAAGGCGAGACUUUCCGAGCACCUCGAUGAAGUCGAUACGCCGAGUGAUCUGUUGCAAGAUGGCCAACAACCCGAGGUCAAACCUGUGGAACCGGAAGCCAGGAUAGAGAAGACCGAGAAGAAGUCGAAGAAGGACAAGAAGGCAAAAUCGACCAUUAGCGGCGUCCCUGUAGAUGAAGAUAUGGCAGCAGCUGUCGGAACUGGCGAGGUCAAAAGAGACAAGAAGAAGAAGAAGAAACCAAUCAAAACCCCGGAGGAAGAAACACAAGCGGACGAUGACGAUGAGAUUCGGAGGCGUCAUAAGUCUGUAUUCGAGAAAAAGGCGAAGGCGCUGACAACCCCUGAAUCUGGGGAAACACUCGAUGUACAAGUCGGUGAGGACGGAGACUUGAUGAUGGUAGAUGUUGCACCGGAACAAGCGCACGGCCUUGAACCGUUACCACAACCAGCACCGGUCGUUUUAGACCCGAAGCCUACCUACGAGACGCUCCCAUCAUGGCUAGCAGAGCCGGUUAGGGUAUCGCCAAAAUCGAUUGCCCCUUUUACAGAUUUCCGUGGCCUCGCCCCAGAACUAGGUCUCACACCAGAGAUUGCAGCCGCAUUAGCUACAAAAGGCUACAAGCAAGCAUUCGCAGUUCAGACAGUUGUGAUCCCGCUGCUCCUGCCUCAACAUUGCAAGUCUAUGCAAGGUGAUGUUCUUGUCGCGGCUGCAACAGGAUCAGGAAAGACUCUUGCCUACGCCCUCCCGGUGGCACGGGAUAUCAGCCUUGGGAACCGCCAUGUUACGAAACUGCGAGCCUUAGUAGUACUGCCUACCAGGGAGUUGGUGAGACAGGCCCGGGACGUUUUUGAGCAAAUGGCAGGAAUCUUCGCUCACAAUGGGGAAAGAAGGCGGGCAAAGGUCGGCAUUGCUAUGGGAAGUCAGACUUUGCAAAAAGAGCAGACCGCCUUGGUCGAGAGAGAGGAACGCUUAGACCCAGAAGGCUAUGAGUCACGUUUGAAGAGGCUGAGUUUGGAUGAGCUGGAUGGCUACAACACCGAGGACGAGGAACGAGCCGAGAUUUCCAGACGUGAAGACGAGAUAUCCACAUUGCCGGAUCACACUAUUGACUACAAGUCAAAGGUGGAUAUACUUAUUUGUACUCCUGGAAGACUCGUCGAACACAUCAAGAAGACGCCUGGGUUCUGCUUGGAUUAUGUGCGUUGGUUGGUUGUUGAUGAAGCCGACAAGUUGCUUGGUCAGGACUUCCAGCAAUGGCUGGGCGUGGUGAUGCCAAAACUGCGUAGUAGCAAGCCGAAUGCUCGCAGCCAUAUGCAGACAAACUUGUCGGGAGUCCGGAAGGUCAUUCUGAGUGCCACCAUGACGCGCGAUCUAGACCUUCUUGCUGACCUGAAGCUCCGGCGACCGAAACUUGUCGUCCUCGAGGGAACGGAAGACGAUGGCGAGACGGGAGAAAGGCCUGCUGAGCACACGCUGCCACAACUGCUCCAAGAGACCGCGAUCAAAGCUGAUGCGAACCUCAAGCCCAUGUAUCUCCUUGACUUGCUGCAGAGCUCGCACGUCUUAGGUCUUGCUACGAAUACAUUAGCGAUGGAUUUGUCCGACGACACGUCGUCUUCUGGAUCAGAUUCCGAACUGGAAGAAAUUUCGAAGCCGCAACCGACUGCGAAGUCCAGCAUUCUGAUCUUUACGAAGUCAAAUGAGACGGCUCUAAGACUCUCGCGUCUCCUUUCUAUAAUGUCGCCCUCCAUCGGAUCCAUCUUAGGCACCCUCACAUCGACCGGCGCGUAUGCUGAACGGAAAAAGACACUUCGCUCCUUUUCAGCUGGCAAACUCCGCGUUCUAGUCGCGUCCGACCUCAUUGCUCGCGGUAUUGAUCUCCCCUCCCUGGACCACGUCAUCAACUACGAUAUGCCAGUCAGUAUCGAGUCUUACGUACAUCGUGUUGGCCGUACAGCACGUGCUGGCAAGAGUGGUCAGGCCUGGACACUGUUCACGGAUUCUGAGGCCUGGUGGUUCUGGAAGAAGGGUCCAGCUAGUGAACGCAUCGGGAGAGUCGGACAGGUCGAAAGACUCCGGGUUACUGAGGAGAAGGAGGCAGCCUUUGAGGUUAAAAGAGGUCGUUACGAAGAGGCGCUUGAGACUCUCGGUAAGGAAGCGGCUGAGCUGAAGAGGCAGCAACAUGUCCGGUGAUAUAGACUUGGAUAGCAUGGCCGGGGUUUUGAUCAACUAGGUGCAGUAAUGGAUAUACCCGCCCAAAUUUAUUGUCCGGGGGUGCUAAGGAGAAGCAAGGCUUACCACAUGUGCCUCGUUUUCUCGUGAGCCUUUCUGCGCGUGACUCUCUGCCAAUAGGUAUAAUUUCUGGUGGUCCGCUUUGUACCCCGCUUGGCAUACACGUGCCAGCUGAUGUUCCAACUGAGUUAGACGUUCGGUACAGCGAUAUUUACUCAAACACUCGUAGUUCAGAAGUUUGGUCCGGUAUGUAGAUAUGUUUAUUGAAUAAAAACGUCGAUGGCAACGACAGAAACCAGAACAGAU
This is a messenger RNA of Pseudomassariella vexata, 2987 nucleotides long. Its product is annotated as P-loop containing nucleoside triphosphate hydrolase protein. Gene Ontology annotation, cellular component: nucleus. The transcript has a single exon. Gene Ontology annotation, molecular function: nucleic acid binding; ATP binding. The record is from RefSeq and is a predicted model, not a curated record. The coding region runs from base 219 to 2642 and encodes 807 amino acids. Lineage: Eukaryota; Fungi; Ascomycota; Sordariomycetes; Amphisphaeriales; Pseudomassariaceae.